GGUUGAAUCUCUUGAUUCUCUCCAUCGAUUGUGAGGAAACCCUGUCUGCUUCUUCUUUUUAUUUCUUUGUUCUUGAGCUCUGGAGCUCGGCGCCGGGGAGAUGCUGCGCACCUUCACUCGCUUUUUCAACUCUAAUUUCGUACUCCAUACUUUAUACUUCAUUUCUUUGUUUAAUCUUCUUUGCUGGUCCUUUCACGAUGUUCAAGCUGCUCCCGUGCGCAUUUCAGUUGGCCCACAAGAACAGGAAAUCAGCAUAUCUUCCGAGGCGACUGUACUUAGCCCAGCUACCGUCGUUGGCCAAAAUUAUGUUUUCAACCAAUCUUACGGCUUACACCGUAUAGCUAGAGACUCAGGACUUGACGGAGAUAUCGUCUCAGCCUCUGACGCAACAACGUCGGCGGUACCAUUCACGAGCACUGGAGCUACGGCAGCUCCAUCCAGUUCAUCGCCAUCGACAUCGGAUUCGAGCACGUCUUCUGCGUCUUCCUCAAGCUUGUCUCAGUUGGAGACUAGGGGGUCUUCUGCUGGAACUGAUAGCUUUACAUCAUCACCUAAUCCCGCGGGGACGUUUCCAGUCACGCCCCCUACAUCAUUUACGCUUACUACCCCAUCUUUCCCCCCUACUGUUCCGACAUCAGUGACAACGGUGGAAACUGAAUGUCCCCGAUCCUCUCCUGUGCUCGAAGGGUCGUCUCCAUCGACGCCUUCUGCAUCACAAGAAACAUCUUCAGCUACUGCUCUAUUUUGGGCCCCUGAUGUCCCACCAUCGGUGACCACAGUAGUCAGUGGUUGUGCUUCAUCCUUACCUAUACCCGGAGGGCCUUCUUCUGUAACGUCCCCUGCAUCAUUAGGCAUACCGCCACCUACUGCUCCAUCUUUACCUCUUGCUGUUCCGCCAUCAGUGGCAGCGGUGCUAACUAGUCCUCCUGCGAUUUUGCCCACAAUCGAGGGAUUGCCUCCAAUGUUACCCCCUGCAUCAUCGGAAACACCUAUAAUUACCUUUCCCCCUCCCAUAGUUACUCCUCUCCUACCUCCUAUUUCUCCCAUUCCCACUUCCCUCCUGCCUCCUGCUGUCCCUGUUCGUCCCCUUGCCCCUAUCCCUCCCCUUGUCACUUCCCUUUUACCUCCUGUUGUCACUCACUCUCCAUCUCCUGUUGUGCCAGCAGUGACAGUAACCUCACAAAGUGCUGCUAGCCCGGCUACCGCCACAUCAUCGACACCUCUUUCCACAUUUGUGUCUUCCACACCCGUUACGCCAUCCCCUACAACCACGUCCACCUCCUCAGCGCCUAACGCGCAGUCACAUUCAAGUUCGCAACAGGCAUCGUCGUCACCGACACCGUCGCCUUCACCACAAAGCGACGCUGUGUCAUCGCCACGGCUUGCAGGGUCUUUGAUUGCCAUCAUCACAGUACUUUCAUUCCUUGGUGCACUUUCGUUGAUCCUUGGAGUCAUUCUCUUCUUUCGCACCAGAUACCGAUACCGCCGUAUUGCACAGAUGCAACCCCUUAAAGAAGAGCUUCGACCCUUGCAACUGAACUUGUCUUCCAGGUUUUCUGUCUCAACCACAGGAUCAAUGGAGCGAUUUAGGUCUUUUACACUUAAUUCGAGACCUCCUACGGCAUGAAGUCCACUGUCACUUUUGUCCCAUCAUAAUGAUGGUGUACUUCCUGAUGGCAGCUUCAAGACAGGAAUGAGGCCCCUAGAUUGUUGUAACACGAGGGAAGGGAUUUCACAAUGAAUAAUUAUGGAGUUUGUUACAGUCGGCGUCUACAACACAUAUUAAUAAUGACGUUUAAACAACAAAUUAUACCGAAGGUAUCAAGUGC
Molecule: messenger RNA, 1829 nt
Organism: Suillus plorans
Lineage: Eukaryota; Fungi; Basidiomycota; Agaricomycetes; Boletales; Suillaceae
Exons: 3
Coding region: 101-1627 (508 amino acids)
Source: RefSeq, a predicted model, not a curated record